AUGAAUCCUAUCAUGGAGGCGCUGGUCACAGCUGUGCUCAUCAAAUGCCCAGACGACCCUGCAGAGUUCAUGAUGAAGUGGCUCCUGGACCAAACAAAAUAUGAUCGUGGAGAAUUUGGACAGCCGGUGGACGAGGCAGAACUGGCAAAGCUUAGGACUGAGGUAGAGAAACUCAAGGCCGAUAAGGCCAAACUUGAGGAAGCAGUCAAAGCAGCUUCUUGA
Molecule: messenger RNA, 222 nt
Organism: Durusdinium trenchii
Lineage: Eukaryota; Dinophyceae; Suessiales; Symbiodiniaceae
Source: the annotation of a GenBank genome assembly